GACAUUAUGCUCUGGUCUACCAAUCAUAAAGUGAUAACUGACAUAUCACAGUCCAGUGUUUACGAUCUAUCAAAACAUACCAUUAUUCUCAUGGAGGACACUGAUACGCCGCCGGGGUUUGUCAGACUACAGCUGCUGACAUCACAAGAUGGAGAUAUUGAAUCGUCAGUUAUUCAAUUCAGUGACGGUAUGUACAUAUCAAAUUUAAAGUGGAGACAAAUAAUGCUGACGACGAUGGUGGAAAAUAAUUCUUAUAGCGAUACAAAAAGCCAUGGUCCCUGUGCUAGCGGUGUCAGUUGCUAUGUAGAAGUUGACGUUGCUGGGUGUUUUCAUUGCUCUUAUUGGUCACGCUUAACCUGUUAUUGGAGAAAAAGAUGUACUCUGCAUAACUGGCCUCCAAACCACGUGUUUGAUGAUAUACUAAGGAAUGGUUGUCAUUUUGUGUCCGUCGGAAGUAAAAUGGCAGCCGCUGAAAAUGAGCUGGAAUGGAGAAUGUCAUUUUCUCAGGCAGAACAAAAACUUGUCUAUUCAUUGAAUCAUACACAAUUUUUGUGCUAUGGCCUUUUAAAAAUAUUUCUAAAGGAAAUCGUCAAUAGCGACAUUAAAGAACCAUUUUUGUGUUCAUAUUUUAUGAAGACAACGAUGUUCUGGUUGGUACAAAUAGGAAAUAUUUCGUGAUGUCCAAAUAACUUACUGGAUUGUUUCUGGAAAUGUUUCAAAUAUCUGAUACAUUGCGUCCAUCGAGGUGUGUUGCCAAAUUUUUUAUUCCACAAAACAACAUGUUUGCAAGCAAAUUAGCCACAGUUAGUGGUGUACGCGCACGAGAAUGUCUGUUAAAACAACUGAACUGCUAUUAUGAAAUGGGCGUGACCUGUUUGCUACAAAGUCCGACGGUCAGAAAAAUGAUGGUUGAACCAGUUUUACGUAACAGCCUUGUCAGAAUAGAGCCACUUCUGAGACAUACCAAGAGUUCUGCUCAUACAGACGUUUGUAUCAAGAAUGAAUUGAAUAAGACAAGUUUCCCACAAACAGACAUACAUGACAGUUAUUUUAUGUUGAGGAACAUAAUAAUUUUGUCAAACCAAUCACUUACAGUAUAUGAGGCGUUAACAUUGCAGAAAUGCACUGCUGAUGUUUUAGUCGAAGCAGCAUUUAAGUACCUCAAUAAUUCAACAAUAAGUGCAAAUAAGAAAAUCUACAUAACAAACAGACUGAUUGGUAACUUGUUGAAUCUGGCAGGUAGAGUGGGUGAUGUGUCUUGUUUGUUUUAUCUUGCUCUGCAUUACCACAGAACAUCUAGAUAUACAGAGGCGCUUCAUGUUACAGCUCGGGUUAAAUCAAGACUCACACAGCCCUAUAUCAUGUGUAGCAUAGUGGACCAAGAAAGUUACAAUGAAUGUGUGGCUGGUUGGUCUCUGUCUAAACGUAUGAUGAGGGAUUUGUUAAAUCACGUACGUCUUCAUAAUGAUGUUUAUUAUAUACAGGAGCUGGAUUUAGAACGGAGAGUAAGCCAAGAAAACGGUACACUAAUCUCGCAUAUUUCACCCUUUGUGUUGACAGAAAUGUUGAGUGUGUUCUGCAACUACAGACUAGGUAACCGUUCCCAGUGUCUACAGUCACUGACAGACCUACAGACACUGCUGCUCUAUGAUGACUGGAGAUACGUACCUUUAUAUAUCAGAGACCUCUCGUGGCAGAUACUGGGGAUCUGUCAGCACGUUGUGGGGGACCUACACGGGGCGUUACAGUCUUAUCAACAAUCACUGAGUCAGAUACCAUUCCACAAAAUACAGAAUGCCACAAAAUAUAGAAUAGCCUUCAUUCUUAAUCGAUUCAGUGAAAGAAAAUAGCUGCAACUUUCUGAUCUAUAUAAUUGAUUGUUUUAAACUUAUUACUGCCAUAUUUCGGAUAUGCAUUGUACAAUAUUCUCCUGGAAUAAUAUUUACAAUUGGUAACGUAAAUUGGUGGUUUAUAUAUGCAAAAUGUUUAAAAAUAUAUAAUUGUAUACCCUCUCCCUCUCAUCCGCCACACAACUUUUUUCCAGCGUAUGAAUACACCAGCCAUGGGUGUUUAAAAAUUACACAAAUGUGAAUGAUGACUGUGUAAUAAAUCCA
Messenger RNA from Magallana angulata, 2114 nucleotides. RefSeq lists its product as uncharacterized. The transcript has a single exon. Bases 711 to 1850 code for a protein of 379 amino acids. The record is from RefSeq and is a predicted model, not a curated record. NCBI's taxonomy places the organism in Eukaryota, Metazoa, Mollusca, Bivalvia, Ostreida, Ostreidae.